Strongylocentrotus purpuratus (purple sea urchin) is the source of this 3974-nucleotide messenger RNA. RefSeq names its product patched domain-containing protein 3. Lineage: Eukaryota; Metazoa; Echinodermata; Echinoidea; Camarodonta; Strongylocentrotidae. Gene Ontology annotation, cellular component: membrane. The transcript has 5 exons. Bases 300 to 3056 code for a protein of 918 amino acids. The record is from RefSeq and is a predicted model, not a curated record.
CCAAUCGGGACGGCGAAUAUACCAAAUUUAACCUCCGAAAUAGAGGCUGUUCUCCAAUUUACAAGUUAAAGAAUUGUUUGGAUGUCUAUGAAUUCACGAUUAUCAUAUUGGCCAAGGAAGGAUUGUCUUGUUUAGAGUUGAUCUUGUUGACCCUCAAAUCAUUUGCAUCAUCACCAACUACCAGACCAAACUCUGAUGCUACAUUCCAACUACGCCUCACGAGGGGAAAGGUGACACACUUAAAGCCAUCAUUUCAACUUCUGUGAAUUAUUUGUCUUGAUUACCAAUCACUCAGCGUCAUGGCCAAGUUUGACUGCGUUGAUCGCUGCAUCAGCGGCGUGUUCUACAAACUUGGACGCCAGGUGCACAAGCACCGGCUUAUCUUCUUGCUCGUACCGCUCGCCAUGGUGACGUUCUUGAUGACGGGAUUUACGCAUUUCGUCAUCGACGAUAACGUAGAGUACCUCUUUACCCCGGAGAACAGCCAGAGCCGCGACGAUCGCGCGACGACGAAGGAACUCUUCAUGACCGGAGACGAGGGGGAGGAGUUUCUGCCGAAUCGCGAGCUCGACCUCUUCAUCCGGCGCGGUAGACUGAUCAUCUUGCCAGCAGAGGGCGACAACAUCAUGAAGCAGGAGAUGUUCGAGGAGAUCGUGAAGCUGGACGAGAAGAUCCGGACCAUCAGUCUCCACGACAACGGAACCCUGGAUAACUACGACACCCUCUGCAUGAAGUGGCUCGGACGCUGCUUGGACAACAACAUCAUGACGAUCUACCGUGAGAACGUAGCCGCGUUUGACCAUAUCAACCUGACCUACCCAUACUUCGAAACCCCGCAGUAUCCUCUUUUUAUUGGUCCCAACCUCGGUGGGGUCAAGUUCGUCGACGACACCGAUGUCGUCGAAAGCGCCGAGAACGUGCUACUGAUCUACACUCUCUCUACUGGCACCAAAGAGAAGGACCACCUGGCCGAGGACUGGGAGAAGGUCUUCGACAAGCUCAUCGAGAAAUCUGCACUGGAGAUGAAGCACAUCAAGCUGGCCCGGAGCACGUCUCGCUCACUCUCACACGAGAUCACAGAGGCCAGCAUCCAUAUCGUCCCACGCUUCGCUGCCACGUUUUGCAUGAUGAUCAUAUUUGCUGUUCUCUCCUGUAUCAUGAGGGACUGGGUUCUGAGUAAGCCAUGGUUAGGGUUCCUGGGGGUCCUGUCUGCGGUGUUUGCAGUCAUCUCAGCUGUCGGACUUCUCAGCUACUGCGGGCUCAAGUUCAACGAGAUUGUCUCACUCAUGCCCUUCCUUGUCCUUGGUGUUGGAGUCGACAACAUGUUCAUCAUGAUCGCCGGGUGGCGUCAGCUCAGCAUCUACGUCCCCACCGAGGAGCGCAUGGCACGCACCUUCUCUGAGGCUGCCGUCUCCAUCACCAUCACCAACCUGACGGACAUGCUCGCCUUCAUCAUCGGUGCCACCACCUCCCUGCCCGGGGUGAGGACCUUCUGUAUCUACGCGGGCGUGGCCAUGCUCUUCGUCUAUUUCUACCAGCUGUCGUUCUUUGGAGCCUGCAUGGCCUACAUUGGAGAGAGGGAGGCCAACAAUAUGCAUUGCUAUGCAUGCAAGAAGGUUGUGCCUAGGGAGGAAGCGCCAAACAAGUUCUACCAGAUCUUCUGCGCGGGAGGCGUCUCAAAGACGACCCGGACCAAGGCCGCUGACAUGGAGCAUGGCAUCAUGAAGUUCUUCGGUGAACAGUUCGGACCCUUUAUCAUGAAGAGCCCCUGUAAGAUCCUGAUCGUCCUGACGUACCUGGGGUACCUGGCCGGCGCCAUCUACGGUCUCUUCCACAUCACGCAGGGGCUGCAACUGAACAGCCUGGCCCGUGACGACUCACCGGCGUUCGUCUACUACAGCUACGAAGACGAGUACUUCAAGAGGUUCGGCCCCGUUGUCAGCAUCAUCAUGCAGGACGACGUGGAAUACUGGAACCCUGAGACGCAGCAGAAGAUUGAGGACCUGACCCAAACAUUUGAGGAAAGCGACUACAUCUACGGGAAGCAGUUGACGGAAUCGUGGUUGCGAAUGUACCUGAUGUUUCUGCAACAGGCCGUAGGCACAACAGAGGUGGAUAAAACAACUUUCGUUACCGUCCUGCAAAAUCAGUUCCUGACGCAACCAAUGUUUAAGCAGUAUUCAUUGGAUAUUAAUUUUAGGAAGGAUGAGAAUGGAGUAGCUACAGACAUUGAUGCGUCACGUUUCCUUGUCAUGUCAAAGGAUAUGAUGAACACAACUCGGGAGGGCGACAUGAUGAUCGAGGCUCGGGACAUUGCCGAAGCUAGCGAGUUUAAUCUCACAGUAUUCAACCCAGCAUUUAUUGUUUACGAUCAAUACAUUGGGGUUUUGCCAAACACCCUUCAAACUCUAGGCAUCGCGAUAGCGUGCAUGUUUUUCGUUGCCUUAGUGAUGAUACCUCAUCCUGUCUGUGCAUUAUGGGUAACAUUCUGUGUCAUCUCCAUAGAUACAGGGGUCAUAGGGUACAUGUCACUGUGGGACGUCCCACUUGACCCUAUCUCUAUGCUAAACAUUAUCCUCUGCAUAGGGUUCAGCGUGGAUUUCUCCGCGCACAUCACGUACGCGUUCGUCAUCGCGCCAAAGGACGAACCGAAUGAUCGCGCCAUUUCAGCAUUGCGAGCCCUCGGCAUGCCCAUCCUUCAAGGAGCGCUUUCGUCGAUCCUCGCAAUCUCCGUCCUAUCAACCGCGCCUGUCUACGUCUUUCGCAUCUUCUUUAAGACGCUGUUCCUCGUCAUGAUUUUUGGAGCCUACCACGGACUCAUGCUCCUACCCGUGAUCUUAUCCUACAUGGGACAUUGCAUGCCUCACAAAAAGGAGGAGGACAAGGAAAAUUAUUACGAAAAACCACCACUCCCUACGAGCGAGAAAGACAUUCAGGACUUCAAAUCGCUUAAAGCAUAUAGACACGAAAACGGUAAAAUUCCAACGAUCGAUCAGUGUUUUGUUCCCCUUUCAUUGCUUGAUAUUCCUAUAACAAGCAUCCCUUAUGAAAACUGAGUGUCAAUUUUUUUUUCAACCUGUGAUCACGAUUUUUUUUUCAGCCCGUGAUCAUGUUUUUUUUAUGUCUGUGAAGUCUGUGUUUCUAUUUUCUGUUUAUAUAUGCAUGGUUUUAUGUUAUGACCGUGUGGAUUUUUUUUCUGUCCUAGAAUAUACUAUUCUUUUCCUCAUUUUAAAAUGAUACAGCUGAUUCAUACCAUGACCACAUUUCAGUCAUUUAAUAUAAGUACCUUCAAAUCAGUCAAAUGAAAAAUCAUCUUGGACUCGAGAAAAGGCUUACUCAGUUUUUGUUGAGACUGAGAAUUAGGUAAACUACAUGUAAUUUUCAAAACGAUAGACAAUUUAAACAUGCAUACACCUCAUGCUGAAGCCAACACUACAAAGGUGUAACUAGUAUGUUUAAAGUUUUAAUCCACCGUAAUUAAAAUUUCACUCAUCAAAACUUUUCAACUGCUAACUUAAUUAUCAUUUGUGAUUUUAGUGCAUGCAACAGUAUAUCACAUGAAAUAUCACUGUUCUCUUUCAGUCUGCUUUUCUUUUCUCUCUUUUUUUUUUUUUUUUUGCCUGACUGAAAUAUCCUUUAUUGGUCAUGGUGUGAUUAGUGUAUCAUUUUAAUUCGAUAAUGUUGUUUUUUCCUACUCUUUCCUCUCUUAAAAUCUGUUUUGUUCAGUUCUCUGAUCCCUGCAUUAUUGUUAACCAUUAAGGUCUGUUUAGAGCCAGAAGUGCAUUAACUCAUAUACUUUUACACAGAGUUGAUCCUUUCGUGGUUCUGAACAUACAUCUUGUGCAGUUUGAAUUCAUCAGUGUUUUCUUCCUUUGAUGCUCGAUGUUUUACUUUUCUUUUCUUAAAUUACCCCCGUUCAUUAUUGUGUGAUUUGUCUGGAUUUUUUGUUAUUGUUUCAUUUACAAAAUGACACC